GGCGUUGCAUGGACAGCAUGCGUUUCUGGGGAGUUUCCAGCGAGGGGUCUGUGAGCAACUCUAGCUCGUGGUGGCCGCUGAUCACCGGCGGCACCAACAUGAGCAGGGAGGCCGCAGCGCUCCAGGAGGGUGGCGGUCAAGAAGGGGACGUGCGGAACGAGGAGUUGGCCAAGCUGGAGAUAGCGGUGCUGGCGGUGACAUUCGUGGUGGCGGUGCUGGGCAACAGCAGCGUGCUGCUGGCGCUGCACCGCACGCCGCGCAAAACGUCCCGCAUGCACCUCUUCAUCCGCCACCUAAGCCUGGCGGACCUGGCCGUCGCCUUCUUCCAAGUGCUGCCACAGCUGUGCUGGGACAUAACCUACCGCUUCCGCGGUCCCGACGGGCUGUGCCGCGUGGUGAAGCACCUACAGGUGUUAGGCAUGUUCGCGUCCGUUUACAUGUUAGUGGUCAUGACCGCUGACCGCUAUAUCGCCGUGUGCCACCCGCUUAAGACGCUGCAGCAGCCGGCUCGCCGCUCGCGCCUCAUGAUAGCGGCCGCCUGGGUACUGAGUUUCGUGCUGAGCACACCACAGUACUUUGUCUUCUCCAUGAUCGAGGUGAACAAUGUUACCAAGGCCUAUGAUUGCUGGGCUACCUUUAUCCAGCCUUGGGGGCCCCGCGCCUAUGUGACCUGGAUGACGGGCAGCAUCUUCAUAGCGCCGGUGAUCAUCCUGGGCACCUGCUACGGCUUCAUCUGCUACCACAUUUGGCGCAACGUCCGCGGAAAGACUGCGACGCUAAAGGACAAGGGUGCGGAGCCUUCGGGCAGCGCCUUCCACAAGGGGCUCCUACUUGCGCCCUGUGUUAGCAGCGUGAAGACCAUUUCCCGCGCCAAGAUUCGCACCGUGAAGAUGACUUUCGUGAUUGUAACCGCUUACAUCGUCUGCUGGGCGCCCUUCUUCAUCAUCCAGAUGUGGUCUGUCUGGGAUGAGAAGUCUGCAUGGGUCGAAUUAGAAAACCCUGCCAUCACCAUCACUGCAUUACUGGCUUCCUUGAAUAGUUGCUGCAAUCCCUGGAUAUAUAUGUUUUUUAGUGGACAUCUCCUGCAAGACUGUGUCCAAAGCUUCCCAUGCUGCCGAAACAUAAAGCAAGAAUUCAACAAAGAAGAUUCUGACAGCAUGAGUAGGAGACAGACUUCUUACACUAAUAACCGAAGUCCAACAAAUAGUACGGGUACCUGGAAGGACUCUCCUAAAUCUUCCAAGUCCAUCAAAUUCAUUCCUGUUUCAACCUGAGCUCU
Molecule: messenger RNA, 1279 nt
Organism: Chrysochloris asiatica (Cape golden mole)
Lineage: Eukaryota; Metazoa; Chordata; Mammalia; Afrosoricida; Chrysochloridae
Gene: AVPR1A
Product: arginine vasopressin receptor 1A
Exons: 2
Coding region: 9-1274 (421 amino acids)
Biological process (GO): regulation of systemic arterial blood pressure by vasopressin; positive regulation of vasoconstriction; G protein-coupled receptor signaling pathway
Cellular component (GO): membrane
Molecular function (GO): peptide binding; vasopressin receptor activity
Source: RefSeq, a predicted model, not a curated record